AUGUUAUACGGAUCCGAGUGCUGGGCUACAAAUAAACCCCACUUGAACAAGCUCCACACCACAGAGAUGCGCAUGUUACGCUGGUCAGCGGGUGUCACCAUGAUGGACAAGAUAAGAAACGUGUAUAUCCGGGGUAGUUUCAAAGUAGCGCCAAUAACAGAAAAGCUGACGGAAAAACGCCUGAGGUGGUACGGUCAUGUACAGAGGCGUCCAGUAGACUACAUGGUUAAGGUAGCGCUCGAUAUUCCAACGACGAAGCGAGGACGUGGAAGACCACCUGCCACCUGGCUGACGACGGUUCAGAGAGACCUGAAAGACCUCAAUAUAGACGCCGACCUUGCACUCAAUCGUGCAGAAUGGAGGAAAAGAACAGGGAAGGCCGACCCCAAGUAA
Molecule: messenger RNA, 393 nt
Organism: Cydia splendana
Lineage: Eukaryota; Metazoa; Arthropoda; Insecta; Lepidoptera; Tortricidae
Exons: 1
Coding region: 1-393 (130 amino acids)
Source: RefSeq, a predicted model, not a curated record